CGGGGCGGCACGGGGACGCGCGGGGCGGCGGGGACGCGCGGGCGGCGAGGCCUGCGCGCCUGGCUGCGGGAGCCAUGCGGCGGGCGAGAAGCGGCGCGGCCGCCAAGCCACGCGUGCAGAAGCGGCCGGGAGCCUCCGGGGCCCCCGCGGCCGCCCCCUCGGCCCCCAGCGCCAGCCGCUCCCGGCGCUCCACGGGCCAGGCCGGGGGCGAGAGCAGGGCGGCGGCGAGGCAGCCGUCGGCGAAGCGGCGGCCGACGCAGUCGUCGCCGCGGGCCCAGGAGGCGGGCCCCGGGCAGCCGCCGCCGGAGCUGCCUCUGCUCCCGCCGCCGCCGCCGCCGCCGCCGCCGCCGCCGCCGCCCCCCCCCGCCUCGCCCGCUGCCUCGCUGCCCGACCUGGGCGACCAGCGGGAGCGCUGGGAGACGUUCCAGAAGCGACACAGACUCACCUUCGAGGGCGCCGCCAAGCUGCUGCUGGACACCUUCGAAUACCAGGGCCUGGUGAAACACACCGGAGGCUGCCACUGUGGGGCGGUUCGUUUUGAAGUUUGGGCCUCGGCGGACUUGCACAUCUUUGACUGCAACUGCAGCAUUUGCAAGAAGAAACAGAAUAGACACUUCAUUGUCCCAGCUUCUCGCUUCAAGCUCCUGAAGGGAGCAGAGAGUAUAACCACAUACACGUUCAACACGCACAAGGCGCAGCACACGUUCUGUAAGAGAUGCGGCGUUCAGAGCUUUUACACUCCCCGCUCGAACCCUGGAGGCUUCGGGAGAUUAAUCAUGAAGUGACUCGUGAGGGAGACUAGACCGGGAGAAGGAACAGGGAGAGGAAAUGCAGAGGGAUUGGUGUUCCAUAGGCUCACCACCUCUUCCAGGCUGGCGGACAGCAUGUUCACUGUAAGGCUGGAAGGCGCUGGUAAGAAAUUACACAGGUAAAACAUGAGUGCCUGAUCUACCCUUCCUAUUGCAAUGUUCUAUAGAAACAUAAUUUUGUGUAUCCUGCAAAACAUCAGUGGUGCCACACUGCACCUUUUCUGCAGCUUGCAUUUUUAAGGAUAUCUUGACCUCUUCAUAUCAAUAUACAUAUCCUCAUUAUUGACUGUGACAUAGAAUUGCACAGAAGGGGGGCGCCUGGGUGGCUCAGUGGGUUAAGCAUCUGACUUCGGCUCAGGUCACGAUCUCGCGGUCCGUGAGUUCGAGCCCCGUGUCGGGGUCUGUGCUGACAGCUCAGAGCCUGGAACCUGCU
Neofelis nebulosa (Clouded leopard) is the source of this 1242-nucleotide messenger RNA. It is a transcript of the gene CENPV, whose product is annotated as centromere protein V. The coding region runs from base 75 to 785 and encodes 236 amino acids. The transcript is spliced from 5 exons. NCBI's taxonomy places the organism in Eukaryota, Metazoa, Chordata, Mammalia, Carnivora, Felidae. Gene Ontology annotation, molecular function: carbon-sulfur lyase activity. Gene Ontology annotation, cellular component: spindle midzone; kinetochore; nucleus. The record is from RefSeq and is a predicted model, not a curated record. Gene Ontology annotation, biological process: positive regulation of cytokinesis; regulation of chromosome organization; pericentric heterochromatin formation.